AUGAAUUGUGACUUGUGCAUUCUUCUCUCCUACAUGUUGCGCAUGCUCUGUCAAUAUGAUUCAAAGCUUGCUGAACAGUAUGGAACCGGAAACAAAGUACCUGUCACUCUUGAUCAAAGACCCCUGGAAACCAAACAGAACACACUCAACGGAAAUGUAGAAAACUUCAAAUGGAGCUAUGGCGGAUCGACAGGCCCGGAUCAUUGGCCUGAGUAUUUUCCCCAGUGCGCUGGCAGACGACAGUCUCCAAUUCACAUCAGGACCGCGGACAUCCAUCAUGUCACGUGGCUCCCAGAAUUCCAGUUCAUCAACUAUGAGAAAUUAAGCGGAGACGGAAUGCAGCCAGCUUUUCUACAUCUCAGGAACAACGGACACACAGCUAGCAUGGCGAUUGAUGACGAAAUUUACCUUCGUGGUUCGAAUUUGGGUGAACUGUACCGAGCAGUGGAGAUUCAUUUCCAUUGGGGUCCAGAAAACAACAUUGGCUCGGAACACGUUCUCGACAACCAUCACCAUCCCCUAGAGGUUCACAUCGUCCAUUACAAUACAAAAUACGCCACACUUGCUGAAGCAAAGAAGCAAUCAGACGGAUUGGCCGUGAUAGGAAUAUUUGCAGAUAUAUCGGAGGAAAAGAACCACGCAUUUGAACUGGUAGCCACAGCUCUCGAUCAAGUAACAGAAUACGACCAGAAAACAAUUGUAACCGGAUUAAGACCUAUUGAUAUGCUGCCAAACGACACCUCCAGAUAUUACCAUUACGCCGGAAGUAUGACCACGCCUCCCUGUUACGAGUCCGUUUCCUGGUACGUGAUGCAUGAUGGGAUAACUAUCACGCAGGAUCAGAUAAACCGACUCAGACAUCUAAAAGAACACGUGGAGGAAAAACACGGUCCACACCAACCUUGGCCCGUCAAAACUACCGGGAAAACAAAAAACCUAAACAGUACUGACAACAAUGCUGUUAAUUCACUAGAAACAACUGGUCAUCAUUCACCAAGCGCAAGUUACAUAAAAUACAAUUUCAGGCCUUGUCAACCUUUGAAUGGCCGGAAAGUUUACUGUAGCCAUCCUUCCAUGGUUAAACACAAGUCCCAUUCGUCAGAAUAUUCCGUAGCAGAUAUAGCCGUCAGCCAUCAUGUUUCUAACCUUGGAGAUCAUGACGUUUCCAAGGCUUUGCUGCAAGAUAAUGGUUUUCAUGGCUCUAUUGGGUCUAGCCUAUCCAAUCACCCCCAUGAAAGCCAUCUGCAUGGAACUGCAUUGGACACGCACUCACAUGAAAGUAAGUUGCCAGCGAAAAGAGUGGAAAUCAAUUUUGAUGGCCACAAAACGAAUCAACAUCAAAGUUCUCAAACGGAGACAACCAAAGCCGCCCAGCCAGGGUACAAUGGCAUCUCUGAGAAAAUGCUUCCAGAGGAACUAAAGGUCAUCUUCUCAAGGAAUCACAUUCCAAAUUUCAAAGAAAAACUAGAACCAAGGGAUAUUUACAAGAUAUUUGGGGAAAUUUUCAUUCGGCAGGCACAAAUUCUUACCGUUCAAAAGAAAUCUGACAAAGGAAAAAGGGUAAAUACACAACUUUUUAAAGAACCAGAAAUAAAAGAGUAUGCGAAUCCAGUAUAUUAUGUGCAAAAGAUUGAGACUGUCAGAAAUACUGAAAAGAAAAUACACCAUUCAUAUCCAAAGCGAAAUCCUCCAAAGCAAAAUAUGCAAAAAACACUGAAAGUAAUGAAUAAUACGGCUCUCAAAUCACCAAAUAGAAAGAAAGUUUCAAAUUUCAAUUUAGUCAACAGACAAAGAAGCGCUGGCAAGUCAUUCAACCUUGGUGCCGACCAUCGCAGUUCGUACAGCGCACGAAAAAGCAAUAAAAUGGUUAAUGGUGGAUUCCAUUUUUCUGUGCGUCAACCUGCAUAUCAACGAAAAAUCAACACACUUCGUUUUGAAAAACCAAAUAAAAGCCCAAUUCAAUAUCAGUCGAAUUCUCACAUAAACCAUCAAAGUUCUGUAAAGAGCACUCGUGUGAAAUCGGAAACGCCGAACUCUCGUAUGAAAUCGGAAAUACCGAACACUCACAUGAAAUCGAAAGGUUCGAACACUCGACUGAAACCAGAAACAUCAAGAGGAGAGGUGAAAAAAUUGAUCGAUUUAAUUUCCGAAAACCAUCUUGACGUCUUAGACAAUAAUUUUGAAAUAAACUCACAGAACAUGGUUUCUUCACACACUUCAUUGGCGCCUCAAGUGGAGGGCAGUGUAGGUUUCAGUGAGCGCAUGCCCCAACGUCCUUUACAGAGUCUGGUUUUAGAGGAAAUGGCUGUAUUUCCAGAGGCGGUCGGUUCGGGUUUAUCAAAUCAAAAGAGCGAUAUGAUGACAGAGAAAGAGCAAAGGAUGACAAAAAGUAUUCUAAUGGACCGCAUGACACAAUCAACUCCAGAGCCAUCUCUAGUAACUGAAGCAUUAGAAACCACACAGGGCCCGGCCUGGACAUCAAAACCAGAUAUGGUAUAUGACCAGAACCAAACUACAAAACCCAAAAUAACACAUGAAUCGAGCCAUCAGUCAAACACAAAAAUAACACAUGAACCGAUCCUUACUCGUGAUCCAGAAAUCGGUCAUGAACCGAUCCAUCAGUCAAACACAAAAAUGGUGCAUGAACCAAUCCUUACUCAUGAUCCAGAAAUCGGACAUGAAUCGAUCCAACAGUCAAACACAAAAAUAACAUAUGAACCGAUCCUUAUUCAUGAUCCAGAAAUCGGACAUGAACCAGUACAAAUAUCAGGAUCAGAGACUGUGCAUGAACCAGUAAAAUCGAUACAUGAACCAGUAAAAACGAAGCUUCGUUUUCCAAUUCAACGAGAAAGAAACACCACUACAAUUCCUAUUAGAGACUUUUUAGGUAGCCAUAAUAAUAUGCUUUCUAUCCUAACCGAGCCUCCGCCUAGAGAUGAGAAACCUUAUCUACCUUUAUGA
This is a messenger RNA of Saccostrea cuccullata (small rock oyster), 2961 nucleotides long. RefSeq lists its product as uncharacterized. NCBI's taxonomy places the organism in Eukaryota, Metazoa, Mollusca, Bivalvia, Ostreida, Ostreidae. Gene Ontology annotation, molecular function: carbonate dehydratase activity; zinc ion binding. The record is from RefSeq and is a predicted model, not a curated record. Bases 1 to 2961 code for a protein of 986 amino acids. The transcript has 8 exons.